UUAUGUACCACAGCUAUCGCUCUAUGCAGCUCAGCGUCGAAUGCCCGUUUGGUUUCGUCGGUUCCAUGUGUAAUUGUUAACUUCGGCGUCUCGGAGCAUUGCGGCUCAGGCUUCUGUAGUGCAGUCCGCAUACACGUACACGUGGUAUAUCGCACACGCAGGCAAUCUCUUUUUGUGCCGUUCUGUCGGAUGGCAGUCAAGAAGGCACGCCUGACCUUGCGCUGGGUGGUGCCGCUUCUCUGCAGCCUACCCACCGCGACUUCCAUCAGCGCGGGAGUGAACAUCAGCACCCAUGAGAAUCUCCGCACGGAGGCUGAGCGAUCGGCGUGCGCGGCAUACGCUGGGGAGUACCAGGUGUGGUAUCAGGGUGAGCAGCGCUCUACGAACAUGUUCAUUUAUUGCGACUGCACCGUGACGCAGCCUGGAAUUUUCACUGAUAGCCUUCGUUUCACUAGUGUGUCGUCCCAGUGCCCCCUCCUCCCCUCGUCUCAGUUCUACAAUGAACUCGCACGGGCCUGGCAAGUACGAGUGCUUGUUUCAGAGUGGCACUAUGAUCGCAGGCAAUCAUUACACCAGCUGGAACGCAUACUGGGGCACUAUCGAGUACCGGCUGAUACGCCGCGACUCCUCUUGCAACCCUUUCACGGUCGACUGCACAGGUCGCACUUACAACAACCAGGUGGCAUACUGCCAGUCGCAGGGAUUGUCCAUCGCCAGUAUCCACAACAAUGCCGACAACAACGCGGUCUUGAGCUUGCUCCAAUCUCAGGGAUGCAACGCGUACAUCGGUGCUGAGUCCAACGGAGCCGGCACCUGGUCGUGGAGAGACGGCACACCAUGGGACUACGUCAGUCCGCUGAACGACGGGCUCACUGGUUACAGCGAGACAAAGAUUGCGUACCUUUCUGACGGUUGGUGGCACGAUUGGCAAACGGGGAAUUCUAUUCACGGUGUGGUGUGCCAGGGCGUAGCGUCAACGCCCAGCCCGACGCCCUACCCGACGCCAUACCCGACACCCUACCCCACGCCCUACCCGACGCCUUACCCGACGCCCUACCCGACGCCGAACCCGACGCCGAACCCGACGCCGAAUCCGACGCCGAACCCGACGCCGAGCCCGACGCCGAACCCGACGCCGAACCCGACGCCUUACCCGACGCCUUACCCGACGCCGUACCCGAUGCCGAACCCGACGCCGUACCCGAUGCCGUACCCGACGCCGAACCCGACGCCGAACCCGACGCCGAACCCGACGCCGUACCCGACGGCCUUCCCGACGACGUACCCGACGCCGUACCCGACGCCUUUCCCGACGCCCUUCCCGACGCCCGUCCCGACGCCUUUCCCGACGCCCCGACUUCUUUCCCGACGGCCUUCCCGACGGCCUUCCCGACGUCCUUCCCGACGCCUUUCCCCACGCUUUUCCCCACGGCAUACCCGACGGCCUUCCCGACGGCCAGCCCGACUCCUAGCCCGACGUAUCCUCCUGGUUGGCCGACGCCACAUCCGACGUUUCCGCCUGCAGCUCCCAUGGCGGGCGGAGCUAGCGCCGGCGUGGCUGCCACUGGCGACCCCCACCUUCAAUACCUUCAUGGUGAGCGGUUCGACUUGAUGAAGGUGGGGCAACACGUUUUGAUAAGCAUCCCUCGUGGAAUGGGCGCUGAAGACGCAUUUCUUCGUGUGCAGGCCGAUGCGCGCCGGUUGGGUGGACAUUGUGCCGAUAUGUACUUCCAAGAAGUGAACAUCACAGGGUUUUGGGCAGAGGCCAAACAAGUGGGAGGGUAUCAUUACCGCGCAUUGCAAAGUCCAGUCGAGAUUCCGCAGUGGGUUGCGUUUGGUCCGGUUCAGCUGAAAGUCGUUCAUGGACGUAUUGACGGUGGCCAUUUGUAUCUAAAUGUCUACGCGAAGCAUUUGGGACGAGCAGGGUUUGCCGUUGGAGGUCUGCUGGGGGAGGACGACCACGAAGACGUAAUGCAUUCCCCAGCGGCAUGUGCGGAGCGUGUGUCUCUUUCGCGCGUCCAGUCGGAAGCACGCGGCCCUGACCCCACUAGGGCCUCAGUUGGUGUAGCGACCUUCGCCUGACGGGGCCGUAGCUACCGCGCUGAUGUUUCUUUUCUUGGGCCUCCUAAAACAAGUUUUCUGGUCCCAGAGCAUGGCUCUACGGCUCCCAGAGCCGAGCGAGCUAUGCACCGUGCCGUGUUGGAGCGGGGCCUGAACGGAGUCCAGACAUGUGCAUGGGCUCCGUUCUCUUCCAGAGAAGAAGGCCGCCUCGUCAUCGUGUGCCUGAUGACUGACGUGGUCGUAACCGUCGCCAGUAUGUUUCUGUCCUUGACCUGAAUGAAGCCAGGGACCCUUCCAGCACACCCUCAAGGGUCCUUCUUCCAGGGAUCCUUGGGUUUCCCAUGAGAAGGGUACCUCGAAGAACCCUUCAUGGGGCACUGGACCCUCGAGGAGAGGCCCAUGAAGGUGCGCCUCAAGGCACAGCUUAGAUUGCACCACGCAGAUUGCACCUCCUCGGUU
Molecule: messenger RNA, 2520 nt
Organism: Prorocentrum cordatum
Lineage: Eukaryota; Dinophyceae; Prorocentrales; Prorocentraceae
Source: the annotation of a GenBank genome assembly